GGCUGUCCUGAAUACUGCAUUGAAUUGUUAUGCACCCUACGCUUUGCCUGUCUGAAUCAAUCCCAUUACCAUGGCUUCCGUGGGUCAGAUCAUUUUCUGGAGCAUGAUCACCAUCAUCAUAAUCCUGGUAGCAGUGAUUGUGCUGAUCAUCGGCUUUGGUGUUUCAGGGAGACGCUCCAUCAGCGUCACCACACUAACCUCCGCUGGGAACAUUGGGGAAGAUGGCAUCUUGGGCUGCACUUUCGAACCUGAUGUCAAGCUCAGCAACAUAGAGAUCCGGUGGGCUAAAGCUGGGGUCUUUGGGAUGGUGCAUGAGUUUAAAGGUGGCAAGGACCAUCUAAAGGACCAGGAUGAAGUGUUCAAGGGCCGGACAGCAAUAUUCGCAGAGCAGGUGAUUGGUGGGAAUGCCUCCUUGAUGCUGAGAGAUGUGCAGCUCUCCGACGCUGGUGCUUACAGGUGUUCUGUCACCACAUCCAAAGGGAAUGGAGAAGCAGGGCUGGAAUACAAGACCGGAGCUUUCAGCUCUCCAGAGAUGCACGUGGAUUACAACAGCAGCAUGGACACCCUGCGGUGUGAGGCUCCCCGGUGGUUCCCUCAACCUGUUGUGAUUUGGACCUCACACAAUAACACAAGAGACAAUUUAUCUGAGGUCUCCAACACCAGCUUCAAGCUGAACUCUGAGAAUGUGACUAUGAAUGUGGUAUCUGUUCUGCACAACAUUACAGCUAAUACUACCUAUACUUGUGUAAUCAAGAAUGACAUUGCCAAAGCUACAGGGAACAUCAAAGUGACAGAUUCCAGCAUCAAGAAGACAGUUCAUUUGCAGCUAUUGACCACAAACAUGGCAUCAGGCUCCUUAUCCCCUCUUGCCCUUUCCUGGAUACUUCUCUCUCUCCUGUACCUGAUGGCUUUGUAGUGCUUGAUCUCCAUAAAGAAAUGUGAAAAGGAGUUGGAACUGGAGAUGAAGAAUUCCACAAGGAUAGCAGGCAAGAUUAAGUGGGAAGAAAGACAUCCUAACCAGAGGAAUGGGAUACAUUUUCUUUCUUAAUGUAGUGAUCAAAACUUUGUUUUUAUCUAUCUAUAAAGGCUCUAUCCAUGAUCACGCAGCUGGAAAAAGGAUUUGCCACAUUGGAUCAGAUCAUUGAUGCCUUGAGUUCAGCAUAUUAUAAUAUGCAAAUUGUGUAUUUUUUCUUAAAAUGACCUAUAACAUUUG
This is a messenger RNA of Chelonoidis abingdonii (Abingdon island giant tortoise), 1213 nucleotides long. It is a transcript of the gene VTCN1, whose product is annotated as V-set domain containing T cell activation inhibitor 1. Gene Ontology annotation, biological process: T cell receptor signaling pathway; regulation of cytokine production. Gene Ontology annotation, molecular function: signaling receptor binding. NCBI's taxonomy places the organism in Eukaryota, Metazoa, Chordata, Testudines, Testudinidae. The record is from RefSeq and is a predicted model, not a curated record. Gene Ontology annotation, cellular component: external side of plasma membrane.